AUGGUAUCAGAUCAAACAAUUAUUUUGAUUCUGGUGCAUCCUGGAGUGGUGACAGCUGAAUCUAAAGCUAGGAUAGCAGAGGCUGCCUUCAAUGGGGGCCCCCUUGGGGAACUGGUCCAGUGGAGUGACCUCAUCUCCACACUUCACAUCCUGGGUCACCAUGUUUACCUAACUGCCUCCUUACCUGACCUCCGGCAUUACUUUGGGGUGGACACAGGUGGCUGCCCACAUUUUCAUUCAAAUCCGAAUCUGAUCUACACAGACAUUAUCGGCCUUAGGCAGAUCAAGAGUGUACUAAAGGGACCUUGGUUCAAAUACAGGUGCAUUAUACGGGUGUUGGAUACUUUCGGCACUGAGCCAGACUUCAAUCAUAUAUCUUGGGCCAAUAAGCACAAGCUUGCAAGUCCAUUUGGCGGACUGAACAUGAUCCCACUGCAGUUCUACACCAUGUUCCCUCAUACACCGGACAACACAUUCCUGGGUUUUGUGGUGCAGAACCAGCUGAUGUCGGAACAAAGUGAGCUGUUUAAGUCUAACAAAAGACAAAACCAGGCACUUGUAUACGGAAAGAGAGCCGAAUUUUGGGAGGGUAAAACGGCAUAUCUGGAUGUCAUCCACAAGUACUUAGAGAUCCAUGGGACAGUUAACAACAGAAACGCUCUUCCAAAUUAUGUGAAAAACCAUGGCAUUGUGAAAGGCACUGAUGUUCAGGCCCUGUUGAGACAAAGCAAGGUUUUUGUUGGAUUGUCUUUCCCAUAUGAAGGCCCCGCCCCAUUGGAGGCGUUAGCCAAUGGCUGUGCUUUCCUGAACCCGAAGUUAAACCCUCCGCAGAGCAGUCUGAACACCAAGUUCUUCAAGGGAAAGCCCAACAUCAGAGAGAUAAUAUCCCAGCAUCCUUAUGCUGAGGCCAUCGGAGAGCCCUACGUAUGGACGGUGGACAUGAACAACUUAACAGAAGUGGAAGGAGCUCUUAAUGCUAUUCUCAAUCAGACGAUUGAGCCCUAUCUUCCCUAUGAGUUUUCGUGUGAAGGGAUGCUCCAGAGGGUCAACGUCCUGAUAGAAAAGCAGGAUUUGUGCAGCAGUGCAGCAAGCUGGCCCCCACUGAGCGCACUCCAGGUUGUAAAGGCGCAGAUGUCCUGUAAAACUGCCUGCCAGAAGGCGGGGCUGAUCUGUGAACCGGCAUUUUUCCCACACCUUAACAAUGCAAAUACUCUUGCAAAGAACAGUGUAGAUUGUCAAACAUCCGAGUUCUCCGCCAAUGGCUUGGUGUUUCCUGCCUACAACAGCACUCAGCACUGUUGGUUCCAGUCUGACCCCCUCCUCUUCAGCUGUGUCCGAUCAGACGAGUCUUUGACGCGCGUCUGCCCCUGUAGAGACUUCAUCAAGGACCAGAUAGCUUUAUGCAAAGAUUGUAUCUAACUUAUGGUAGAAA
Messenger RNA from Notothenia coriiceps (black rockcod), 1432 nucleotides. RefSeq names its product alpha-1,6-mannosylglycoprotein 6-beta-N-acetylglucosaminyltransferase (gene mgat5). Gene Ontology annotation, biological process: protein N-linked glycosylation. Gene Ontology annotation, cellular component: Golgi apparatus. Gene Ontology annotation, molecular function: alpha-1,6-mannosylglycoprotein 6-beta-N-acetylglucosaminyltransferase activity. The coding region runs from base 1 to 1419 and encodes 472 amino acids. The record is from RefSeq and is a predicted model, not a curated record. Lineage: Eukaryota; Metazoa; Chordata; Actinopteri; Perciformes; Nototheniidae. The transcript has 11 exons.